This is a messenger RNA of Spodoptera littoralis (African cotton leafworm), 1485 nucleotides long. The record is from the annotation of a GenBank genome assembly. Lineage: Eukaryota; Metazoa; Arthropoda; Insecta; Lepidoptera; Noctuidae.
AUGCGGCUUAUCACUGUAUCUUGUUUGUUGUUGAUAUCGUGUUAUGCAGUUUAUGGAGUGAAACAUUUUAAACUUGGUAGAAGCAAAGGGGGUAAUUUAGGAGCACCGGGAGGAUAUAAAGGCGAGCCACUACCUCCGGCGCAAUGGUUCACGCAAAAAUUGGAUCAUUCAAGCCCCUCUGAUUUACGAACAUGGAAACAGCGUUAUUUUGUGAAUGAUAGCUUCUAUGACUUCAAAAACCAAGGACCAGUGUUCCUGAUGAUUGGUGGCGAGGGUCCGGCAGAUGCUAGGUGGAUGGUUAAAGGGGCCUGGAUUGAUUAUGCUAAAAAGUUUAAAGCACUUUGCAUUAAUCUUGAACACCGCUACUAUGGGGAGAGCCAUCCUACAGAAGACAUCAGUAUAAAGAACUUACAGUACCUGUCAUCAUACCAAGCCCUAGCAGAUUUAGCUAAUUUUAUCAAUGCUAUGAAUGACAAAUACAAACUGCGUAGCAAUGUUCGUUGGAUAGCCUUUGGUGGCUCAUACCCUGGCUCAUUGGCAGCCUGGCUACGGCUCAAGUAUCCACACCUUGUAUAUGCUGCUGUGUCCUCCAGUGGUCCUUUGUUAGCCAAAGUUAAUUUUAUGGAAUAUUAUGAGGUGGUUGUUGAUGCUCUGCGUGAAAAAACAGGUGGAGAAGAUUGUGUUGAUGUAUUGAAAAUGGCACACAAGCAAAUUACAACACUUAUGAAUACUAAUCCAAGCAUUGUUGAAAAAGAAUUCAGAGUUUGCAAACCAUUUGCAAGUGCUUCAAGAAAUGAUAUAAGGAAUUUCUACAAUUCCAUUGCUGAUGACUUUGCCGAUUUGGUCCAAUACAAUGAAGACAAUAGGAUCAGUGCAGAUGUUAAAUACAGGAAUCUCACUAUCAAUACAGUGUGUAAUAUGUUCCUGUCUCCUGGGUCUCAACCUGCCUACAAGAAGCUGGCAGCUUUUAAUUCUAUUAUCCUCGACAAAACCAAUCAAACCUGUUUGGACUACAGCUAUGACAAUAUGAUAAAAGAAUUAAGGAAUAUGACUUGGGGAUCAGAAGGAGCACGACAAUGGAUGUACCAAACUUGCACUGAAUUUGGAUUUUAUCAAACAUCCUCAGGGGAAAUUGAAGUGUUUGGUAAUAACUUCACACUUGAUUUCUUUAUACAGCAAUGUGAAGAUAUAUUUGGGAAAAAGUAUAAUUCCGACUUUGUGGAUGCAGCAGCAUCUUGGACUAACAGCAACUACGGUGCUCUCAACAUAGCUGUCUCUAGAGUAGUAUUCGUUCAUGGCUCUGUAGACCCUUGGCAUGCUUUAGGAAUCACUAAAACUCAAGACAAUGAUGCACCAGCAAUUUACAUUAAAGGUACCGCACAUUGUGCUAAUAUGUAUCCGCGAAGUGAGAACGAUUCCAGCGAAUUAAUCGAAGCUCGGCUAGAGAUUGAGCAGUACCUUGCUGGGUGGGUAGGUCAGCCUUAA